Fusarium odoratissimum NRRL 54006 is the source of this 4554-nucleotide messenger RNA. RefSeq lists its product as uncharacterized. Lineage: Eukaryota; Fungi; Ascomycota; Sordariomycetes; Hypocreales; Nectriaceae. The record is from RefSeq and is a predicted model, not a curated record. The coding region runs from base 1 to 4209 and encodes 1402 amino acids. The transcript is spliced from 3 exons.
AUGAGACCACCUAACAUUCCUUUGAUCGCCGUUCUGUCGGUGCUUCUACUGCUCUCUUAUCUUCUGAGCAGUGCAACCGGGCUUGGUCCCCAGCAGCAUCGAGGUGCUCGCAAAGAUGUGCGCGGCAAUAACUUCAUCGAAGCUCGCAAACCUUUGGGUAACGCUCUCGCUGAUGGCUAUGGUCCACCUCCUCCCUAUUAUACUGCGGAACCACUUGCUCCAACUGAUUCGACCUCUCAUCACUCUCCCGAGGAGUCCACUGCAACAGAAACUCAGACAGGAGCUUCCGAAGCUGGUGUGAUAUCCAAGUCAAAUGUUUCUUCUCACUAUGAUACUGUCUCUUCUGGCAGCUCCUCUCUCUUUGUCUCAUCAGCACUCGAGACCGGUACUGCCAUGAUAACGGUCGGCUCAAGCGCCAUGGCUGGCAGUACAUCCGGCUCCGAGGCACUGUCGAAUGCUCACCUAACAGUUUCGGGCUCUUUCCUUGGGACUGAGACUUCUCGUGCUGAAGCUUCCUCAAUUUCACUUGGUCAGGUUUCUACUAUUUCGGGUACUAAUUCUUCGUUGACUGGCACUUAUCCCUCGGCGGGUAUCUCAUCACCCAGGACGGCAACUGAAUUGCCUUCAGGUUCUGCCUCAUCUGCCACAGUCUCUGGCUUCUUUAAUGAAACAAAGACAAUCACUGAGAGUGUCUCUCGCACACAAACAGUGUCAAGUGCUGAAGCUUCAGGUGAGCUCACUACAACAGGGCUUGCUUCUCGCCACGAAAGUAGUGUAACAAAGGUUUGGUCGACAACAACGACAACAAAAAUACUUGAUAUUACAGUGACAGUCGCCCCCAGCUCUUCAAAUGGUAUUUCAUCAAGCCUUUCAUCUUUGACUGUCCCCAUGACUGCAGACGAAACCGCGACAAUCACAGUCAUCCCACAACAGAACUCAUCUGAACUUUCUACUGAGGGUCUUGCUACCGAGGGGCACUCAACAUUGGGAAGUCUGGCCACUGAAUCAACCAAAUCUGUCACAACCCAAAGCAUUCUGACCGAGGUUGCUAUCUCGGAAUCGACCCAAAAGUCGUCUCUGGCUUCGAGCAUUCCUAUCAAUGGAACUGUGAGCUUCACUACUACUACUGCCUACUUCACUACAACAGUUGAAGUUCCUAUCUCAUCUUCUGUUCUGUCAAAUUCAUCUGGCAUUUCAACACCUACUAUUGUUGCUUCUGAUGACUCGUCGGGGGCUGGAACAGGAGACUCGUCAGCGAUCAUGGUAUCUAGUACUGUUACCUUUUCUACCACAGUUACCACGAGCAAGACAUACACUACACUCAACGUCACCUCGCCGGCAACAAGUUCUUCUUUCUCUUCGAUUCCGGCCCCUAUGAUUAGUGCGAGCGUUGGCGUUUCCGAGUCGGAUAUUGGUACAGGCUCUAAUCAAACAUCUUCAGAGACUCUCUUCACAUCAACAGCUCUGCCUAUUAUCAAUGCGACAUCUGACUCAGUCACCGAGUCCUUCGCUGUGACCACUGUGUCUGAGGGCUCGGUUAUUACUAUCUUUCCCGGCGCUAUCAUUCCAACAAGUAGCGCUACAAGUAUGGUGAACAACUCCGUUUCUACACAGUAUUCCACAUCUGCCCCUUCGCGCUUUAACUCGUCAAUGUCCAUUAGACGGACUUCAUUGUCUUCUCAGACAGACUCCUUGUUUGACUGGCCAACUUCGACGCUGACGAGUUCACAUGCUUCGGAAGCUACUCUGGAGGUCCCGUUACUUUCUUUCCCGACCUCUUGGCUUUCGAUCAUUACCACGUCAACUCGAGGCUCAUCUAAUGGUUCGGCACUUGGUAACGUAACGGUGAUCAAGACAACAAUGACUUCUACCAUCACUAGCAGUCUCGCACCAAUAAGCCUGUCCUCGUCUGGCAAUGUCACGGUGGCUCAUACCACUAGUGGGUACAACUUUUCUAAAAGUGUGGGAUCCAGCAAGAGCACAUUCAAUUCUCAGUCGACCUCACUCGACAGCUUUCCUGGUAUCAGUACCGUCAUCAUAUCUGAGCAGCCUACCAACUUCCCUUUUCUAACCAACACAAGCUUGGUUUGGCAGUCAACAAUGUCUCCAAUGUCGCUCUCUGAAUCUGACAAAACUAUCGGCCCCAAAGGCAAUGAUGCUACAUUCUCUAUAACAACAGCUGGGUUCAACAGCACUACUCCUUAUACCAACUCGACUACGAUUAUGGCCAGUGAAACAUACCAUUCAAGUAAUAGGGAUGAGGCGCCGUCCGUAAUUACUGCUGGGACCUCCGGGUCAUGGAACACGACUAGCACCGCUCAGUGGUUCACCAACUCAACUAUCCAAGCAGCAGUUACGGCUACCCGCACUGGCUCUGACUUAGUUUCUGGAACUCAAACUUUGAGCGACACAGCUGCCGUCACUCCUCAACCUCCCACUUCGCUAAACGUUACACUCACCACUAUAUCAGGCAGUAUCUACACUAAAACGUUCACAGAUGUGACAAUUACUAUCAUUACGCCGACUUUCUCGACGACAUCUGAGAGUAAUUCACUCCCAACAGUAUUGACCAGCAAGGCACCUUUUCCUCUUCCAUCAAACACCACAUUGACGGGAACCGGGGCUUCCCUUCCACCAAGUGGUACAGGGCCUCGUUUCACCAUUACCGGAAACUUGGGAGACUUUUCGACAUCCAGUGUGACCAUUACACCAUCGAUCAGGACAACCUACCGCACUGUAAACACCACAGUGGCUGGCACCACGACUGAUACUUCGGCGUCUGCUUCGGACACAAAUGAACCACUCUUCCCAGUCUCCAACUCAACUAAUCUGGGCACCAUCAGUCUCUCGACAAUCGCUUCAUGGAGGCCAGAUCCCGAGCCAUGGACGACCUGGCCAACAUUGAGCCUCACGAAUGAGCCAGGUUCCUCGACGUGGAGUGUAAACAGCGAGAUUUCAGAGUCGACGUCAUACACUCGAACUACAACCCGGUCUUUGACUUCUACUUUGGCGGAACCAAGGAUGUCCCACUCUUCUGUUCACAACCUCAGCAGUGCAACCUCGGGGUCAACUUCUUAUACUCCUACCACGACUUUGACCCUCACAACCACCUUGGAAGAGUCCAGCACUUCCCCGUCCACCAUUGACAACAGGAGUAGUGCAACCUCAGAGUCCAUUUCAUAUACUCGUACAACAACCGUGUUCCGCACUACGACUUUGGGAGGGCCAGGCGCGUCCCCGUCUGCCCUUAACAGCUCAAGUGAUGAUGCUUCGUUGUCAACCUCAUACACUCGUACUACGACAUUGACUCUUACAACUACUUUGGCGGAACCCCCAACAUCUCAAGUAUCUGGGGCUGCAGUUAAAAAUUCAUCUGUUUCCACAUGGACUAACGUAACCUCCGGGGUCACUGACUUCACGAGCACAGAGACUAUCUCAUUGGCCACCGUUACAUCGUCGCUCUCAGGAACACUGACGACUUUCUUGACAACUGGUAGCGCAAAGGGGGUAUCGACCAGCCUUGAGAGUUCCGCCUUGGCACCAAUCCCUGUGGGUACCUCAACUCUAUCACAGGCUUCUGGAAGAACAUCUUCGGGGAUUGAUACUUUGAUUGAUACUUUGACGGGCACACACUUCUUGACUGGCUCGGCGGGAACAGCUACCCCAUGUGAAUCUACAUCUACUAGCUCAUCGACCUGCACGGAUUCAGUGCACGACGCCCCGACCCAUACAGCGAUUCCAGCUAGCACCGAUUGCUUGACUGCAGCGAAUGGACCAGUCUCAUCAUUGUCGUACGUGUCGGCACCAACAGCCACUGAAGAUGUCUCAUCGACCUACAACACAACAAGCAGCAUGGUGCAUUGGUUGAACAUGACUCUCACAUUUGGUGUAAAAGAUACAGAAACAAGCACCUGCCAGCCGCUUACAACGUUGCGGACAGUCACAAAAGCGCAGACUGAAGAAUCAGGCUCGGCUGGGGAUGAUUAUCCCACGCCAACAGGCAGGGUCCCUGAGGAUCCCAACUUUCCAUGGGGCAAUGACUCCCCAAUUCAUCGUCAUCAGAACUCGUCUGAGCUUGGCCCUGGCGAAAGUGACGGCGAUGGCGAUGGAGGUCUGAGCAAGAGAAUCAACUGGCGCCUGCGGUGGGAGAAUGUCAGAGACAAACUGGAAGGUCUCUGGCAUGGACAGGCUUUGAAGUCUGAAGACUAAGUCUCAGGAGGAAGAAGGCACGAUUUGGAUUGUGUUUGUAAAACAUUCCCUGAUUAUGAAGCAUGGCAUAUCGGGGGUUCAUUUCUUUCUACGGACAUGUUGGUUUUCUAUUCUAAUUCAGCCCUGUUUGUUGGCUUCGAUUUCGGUUUCGGUAUUUCGGGCAACUUUAAGGUCCGGUCAGGGAUCACAGUGGUCAGACCAGGCCAGGGCAGGGGGCCUUGGUUUAUUACGAGACUUGCUGUGAGUUGUUUGAAAACACAGACGUUACGGAUGUGUGUACAAGACUUACAUAGUUCAUGCUAUUAACCAUGUCGAGAUUAUAAUAAGUAUCGUUUUCCUUUGACG